AUGGCAAAAAACAACAAAUAUGCUUCCAUCAACUUCAACCACAUCUACGACAAAUCCAUAACAACCACCACCAAAACCACAAACACCUCAAAAAGCCCCUCCAUUUCUUCAUCUUCAUCCUCCUUCUCCUCCGCUUCCUAUUCUGCCGUUUCCGCUCCCAACAAACAUGGCCGCAUCCUCGUUCUAACCCGACCCACACCCAAACCCAUCGCACACCAUCCCACCCCUUCUCCCGCACCGCCGUCCAAACCAAACCCGAUCUUACAGGCUCCUCCAGAUCGACCCCGGUCCGAACCGGUUCCAGAUUCGAUCUCGCUUCGUCCUCUGGGUCGAACCGGAGCCGGGUCGCCUCUUUUACCAACCCCAAAUCUGAAUCACGAGAAAGAGAAAAAUUUGGGUUCUCUGAAGCCGAAUAAGUUUAUCCCGCCGCAUCUUCGACCGGGGUUUGUGCCUAGAGAGGAGCCUCCUAAACCGGAAUUGGGUCGGUUUAGGGAAAACUUGCGACCCAAGUCUGGUGGAAACGAGAGGAUGAGAAGAGUCGGUGUUUCAGAUUCGAGUUUCCAUAAUCGCCCCAGUUCUAGUGGAUGA
Lathyrus sativus (Indian pea) is the source of this 588-nucleotide messenger RNA. Lineage: Eukaryota; Viridiplantae; Streptophyta; Magnoliopsida; Fabales; Fabaceae. The record is from the annotation of a GenBank genome assembly.